Messenger RNA from Penicillium verhagenii, 1788 nucleotides. Its product is annotated as putative oxidoreductase, FAD-binding. The coding region runs from base 1 to 1788 and encodes 595 amino acids. The record is from RefSeq and is a predicted model, not a curated record. Gene Ontology annotation, molecular function: oxidoreductase activity. The transcript has a single exon. NCBI's taxonomy places the organism in Eukaryota, Fungi, Ascomycota, Eurotiomycetes, Eurotiales, Aspergillaceae.
AUGACCGGCCCAAUGCCCUGGCACGAUGGAGAAGAGAAGGUCCAUCACCUGCUCAAUGCGCCUGAAGUCGAUAACCCUUCAACACCAUUCCUAAGCCCCAGAGCGGGAGCUUUUCUACAGCAGGCCCCACUUGUUGCACUUGGUACAUUGGAUGAGAAAGGUCGGCCAUGGUCAACACUGUGGGGUGGCCAAGCAGGCUUCGCAGGUCCCAUCGCCGAAUCUAUCAUUGGGCUUCGCGCACUAGUUGACAGCAGAGGUGAUCCCGUCGUCAGAGAACUACUCGGCAAUCAAGAUGAAAUGAACAGCAAAUAUGAGGAAAUGGCCCCCCGGCAAGGAAAAAUGGUUUCUGGACUGGCAAUUGAUUUGGAAAAUCGACGAAGAGUGAAGUUGUUUGGCCGGAUGAUGGCAGGGUCUCUCAACGACGGAGACGUGGCACAGGCACAGCUUGUUGUCAAGAUCGAAGAAAGCCUCGGAAAUUGUCCAAAGUAUUUGAACAAAAGACACAUCGUUCCCGCUCAUUUCAAUCCAACCAUCCUAUCCGACAAACCGCAAUUGACCCAGGCAGCCAUCGACCUACUUUCCCGUGCAGAUACAAUGUUUGUGUCAUCAUCUCGUGAAAAGACAGACAUGGAUACCAAUAUACGUGGUGGACCUCCUGGCUUUAUACGCGUUGAGUCAAAUGACACAAGCGGCGCAGUUCUCGUCUAUCCCGAGUAUUCUGGGAACAGACUCUACCAAACGUUGGGAAACCUGCAGCUUAACCCGCGGGCGGGCUAUGUGAUUCCAGACUUCGAGACCGGGGAUGUGCUCUACGUCACCGGUGACACUCAAACACUUGUUGGUAAAGACGCCGCUGAAAUUCUACCUCGUUCCAAUCUUGCCAUCCGCAUGAAAAUAACAGCGGCAAGAUUCGUGCGUAACGGGUUAGCUUUUCGUGGUGAAGCCGGCGAGCUAUCCCCAUACAACCCGACCGUUCGUUAUCUCUCAACAGAAAAAAGCAUACCUACGGCAGAGACAGCCGGGGAUAUGACCGCAACUUUGAUUAAGAAAGAGACCAUCACACCAACAAUCAAACGAUUUCGAUUCCGUGUUUCAAGCCCAAACCCUAUCUCCUGGAUUCCGGGCCAAUAUGCGACUUUGUCAUUCGAAGAGGAACUAAAUCUAGGAUAUAGUCAUAUGCGCGACGACGAUCCCACUAGUUUGAACGAUGACUUUAUCCGAACAUUCACCGUAUCAUCUUCUCCAAAUCGCGAUCUACCGGCUAACGAGUUCGAACUCAUGAUUCGUCUGCAUGGGAAAGUGACUGACUAUCUUUUUCAUGCAAACGAGCAAGCGAGACUGGAAGUGCCCCUCAAGGGAUUUGGAGGCACUUUUCGUUUCUCUAUGAACGACAACACGAUCCUCCCCUUUGUAGCGGGUGGGAUUGGUAUCACGCCUCUAAUCGGGCAACUUCCAGAUCUUGCCCUCGAUCGCCUUCGAUUAUUCUGGUCGGUGUCGAUUCAUGAUAUGGGAUUGGUGCAGGAUUUGUUCCAGCGAUGGCCUCGAUUGGCUGCUUCUACUACGCUUUUUGUUACCGGAGUUAGUUCGGACAUGGAUGAUCGUCUUCGCUCAUUUUAUGAGACUGUCAAGUCGUCUGAUGCACAUGUUGAGCAACGUAGGAUGCAGGAUGAUGAUUUGGAUCAUUCGUUGGCUGAUAUUUGGUAUCUAUGCGCAGGGACUGCCUUGCAGCAAAAAGUUCUGACUUGGUUGGAAGGAAAGAAAGUUAUGUACGAGAAUUUUAAUUAUUGA